Molecule: messenger RNA, 3123 nt
Organism: Plasmodium berghei ANKA
Lineage: Eukaryota; Apicomplexa; Aconoidasida; Haemosporida; Plasmodiidae
Product: conserved Plasmodium protein, unknown function
Exons: 2
Coding region: 1-3123 (1040 amino acids)
Source: RefSeq, a predicted model, not a curated record
AUGGUGAAUGUGAUUUAUAUUUGUGCUUUUGUUUUUUUUGCGAUUUCCCUAAAUUAUAGCAAUGGGUACAAAAGAAUAAAUAAAAAACCGUAUUUUUUUGUUAACCUUAGAAAUUAUAAUAGUAAUAAAAAUAUGUUUAAUAAUGAAUUUUUUAGAACAAACAGAUAUGCAACAAAAAUAAAAAAUAAGUUAAACAAUAUGAGCAAUAUACAUGUAGGAGAAUUAAAAAUAGGGAAAAUAUAUGACAUAAAGGAUAAUAAUAUAUAUGUUAAAUUAAAAAAUGAUAGUGAAGAUACUGUAAUUAUAAAAAGAGAAAAUAACUAUUUACUGGAAAAUGAACUUUUAUAUGAUUAUUUAUUAAAUAAAAAUUUGAUAGACAAUAAAUUGUAUUCAAAGCUUAUUAAAAAAAAAAGUAACGAAACAGAGGAAGGUGAAAUAAAUAAAAAUAAUUCAAACAAAACUGAUGAUUGCAUUGUUUUAAUUAAAGAAAUGAAUAGCACGAAAAAAAUAAUCGGAGAAUUGUACACUAACGAGAUAAGAAAAAGAAAGGAAAAAAUAUAUGAGAAACUAAACGAGCUAAAGAAUAUAGAACAAAGAAUUUUUAUAAAAAUUUUAAAAAAUGUAAGAAAUAAAUAUUUUAUAGUUUUAAUAAAUGAUUGUAUAAAAGGAUAUUUAUUAUAUGAAGAAAAUAUCAAUGACCCAAAAUAUUCGAAUUUACUAAAUUCUAAAGAAACUCAAUUGAAUGAUAAAAAAUUAAGUGCAUAUAUUAUAGACGCAAAUAAAAAACUAGAAUAUGUUUUUUUAUCAUUAAAAAAAUAUCCUAAAGAGGAUUUAGAGAAUAAAAUACAAACACUACAGCAUAACAUAAUUAUAGAAAAUUUAUUCGAAAAUAAUUAUUUUAAAGGAGAAAUAUCUGAUUUUUGUAAUGAUGGUAAUAAUAUAAUAGUAAAAGUCUUUGACAAUAAAAAAAAUGAUAUUAAGGUAAAAAUCAAAUCUCAUAAUAUAAUAAAUACUAAAAAUAUCCUUCGCAAUUUUGAUUAUCUAAAAAAUAAAGUUAUAAAUAAUGAAUUUUUAAUGCGAACUAAUUAUAGCACACAAAAUUAUAAAAAUACAGAAGAUAAAACUAUUAAUUAUAAUAAAACAACGCAAAGGGAACAUUAUGAUGAUGGAAAUAUAGCAAGUACAAACAAAAAUAAUAUGUCACCAUUUACUAAAAAAGAAUAUAUAGACAACUUUAAAAAGUUCAAAGAAUGUUACUAUGGGUGUAGUGAUUCAGAUGCAUUAAAAUAUAUAAAUGUAGAUGAUUAUAUAUAUAAAAAAGAAAAUGUUAUUUAUGUUAGAAUAAUAAAUAAAACACUUGAUAAAAAUUUGUAUGAAGGAAGUAUGAAAAAUUGUGAUAUUAUAGAUCAUAACAUAUAUGAGCUCUUAAAAAAAAUAUCUAGUAAAAAUAAUAUUAUUACAGAAUAUAAUGAAAGAUUAAGGUAUCCUUCUAAAGUUCUUGGUUUUUUUAACAAUUAUGUCAUAUUAUCUACAAAAAUAUUAAAUCCUGAUGUUGGGUAUAAGGAUAAAGAAUCAGAUGAUGUUUCUGAUAAUAAUGAAGAAAAACAAGUAAAUAAAAUCAAUGUAUCUAAACAUCAAGAUAUUAUAACAGUUAUUGAAAAACGUUAUAUAGAUUAUGAAAAUAUUAAAAUUGGAGACAUAUUUUUUUGCAGAUUUGACUCUGUAAAAAGGAGAAAUAUUCGAAACACAUUUAACUUGUCCAAUAGUGAAAUUAAUAAAAUAUUUCAUUCAUAUUUUAGAAACGACAAAGAUUUUAUAACCCAAAGAAAAAGAGAAAAAAAUAUGUAUCCCCGAUUUAGCACCGAAUCGAAUUUCGAAAAUAUUACCAUUGAUGCAUAUACAAAAUUAGAUAGUACAGUUUCUGAUAAUUUAUCUAUAUAUGAUGAUAAUUCCUUAGAGGAAGAAGAACAAGAAAAUAAUUAUAAUGAACGAGAUAAAAAAAAGAAUAAAAUAGAAAAAAACUUGUCGCAACAAAAUUUUGAACAAAUAUUUUUCGAAAAGCAUAACAUAUAUAUGAUGAGAACAGAAAUACAUGAAGAUACAGAAUAUCAUUUAAACAAAAAUAAAGUUGAUAAAAAUUUCAAAACAUUGAGGCAUAUAUGUGAUAAUUAUUAUUCCGGUAUUAACAAAGCAUAUAGCCGUUAUCCAAGUAUACGUGAAGAAUAUAUACUAAGAUAUUUAGGUAAGGAUAAUUAUAAAUUAUAUCGAAAAAUUGUACUUGAAUAUUUUUCAUCGAAUGAAAAUUCAUAUAAAGAAUUAUUACAAACUGAUUGUGAAGAAUUAGCUAGCUCAAUUUUUGAUUUGGUUUUUGAAGAUCCAGAAAGUUUAACUAUAGAAAUUAUUAGAAAUUAUAAUAAAGAAUUAUUUGAAAAAGUUGAACAACUUAAUAUAUAUGAAUUAAACUUUUUGUUAAAAGAUUUAAUCAAAUUAAAAAAUAAAUUAUAUAUAUAUUCAUUUGCACAUGACACCAAAUUAGGUAGAUUGAAUUUACUUCUAAACAAUCAAAAGCCGAUAAAAAAAUAUCACAUAUUAAACUUAAAAGUUGACGAAUUAAUAAAACAAGAAUUAUUAAAAAAAUAUAAUAAUGUUAUCUAUCCAAUUGAUUAUAUUAAAGAUUUAAUAUUAAAAAAAAAAAAAGAAGAAUGCAAACAUAAUAGUAAAAUGCCAUUAAUAUAUAUCUUAGCCGACGAAACUAUAAAUAUUUAUGAAAAUUCCGCAAAAAAUGUUAAGCCAUUUACUGAAAAAGAAAUUGAAGCAAUGAAAUCGCAUAUUAUGAAAAAAAAAAAAAGCUUAUUUGCUCCUUCGAAUGACCAAGAUGAUGAUUUCAGAAGUUCCUUAUUUGAUCCUGAAAACAGCCAAAUUAGGCAUAUUCUACAUAUGAUAAAAGAAGAUUUAGAAAAACAAAAGAAAAAAAAUAAAUUGGAAGAGAUAGAUCGAGAAUAUGAAGAAGAACAAAAUAGUUAUACUGAUGCAACAGAUUUGUAUAAAACAUACCCUGAAUUAGAAGAAAUGAAUAAAUUAGCAGAGGAUAUGUUUUAUAUGAAACUCCCCUUUGUUGAAUGA